AUGCCCGAGAGGCCGCUCACAAUUGCAUACGCUGCUGGCGCAGGUCUCGCUGCCAUUGCCCUCGUCUAUGUUUUUCAGCCCACUUUCUUUAUCGACGGGGAAUCUGCUGGGACUUCUGCUAGCUCGAGGAAGAGGGGAAUAGUUGGCUUGUCAAAUCCAGCAAACGAUUGCUUCAUCAACUCCGUUCUGCAAGCGCUCGCAGGCCUAGGCGAUCUGCGCAUUUAUCUUAUACGCGAAACGCAUCGGAGAAAGUUAGAAGGACCGGCGGUAUACUCUUACCUGGUACAAGAUCCUACAAGAAAAGACGUUCCCGCAUGGAAGCUCGAAGGAUUGCAGAGCGGACUCACUACGUACGGCCUAAAGGAUAUCUUAGAUGCUUUAAACGAAAGGCCGAUAUACAAGAAGACUGUUACAGCUGCUGGAUUUGUGAACGUGUUGGAACAGGCGUUUAAACAGAGAAUAUCACGACAACAGCAGGAUGCUCAGGAGUUCUUACAGGUAGUUGCUGAGAGAUUAUGCGACGAAUACCAUGCGGGUCAACGAGCGAGAAAUGCUGCAAAGCUACGGGUCCCAAAUGGGCUGAGCACGACCAUUACCUCAAAGGACCUGGAAGUCCCAUUAGAUGAGCCUGCAAAGAUAGACUCAGAUGGGCUAGCGGUGCUGAGUAACCCUGCGGGCAACAUAGAACUGCCAGAUAUUGACGAACAUGGAGAGGGAGAGGAUAGUAGCAUAGACGAAGAAAAGGAGGAGGGGUUCCCACUGGAAGGUGGUUCCGCACAACAGAUUGAAUGCUUGACCUGCAAAUACCAGCCCAAAGCCACCGAAACAAUCUUCUGUACUCUGUCCUUGAGUGUACCGCAAGUUAGCUCGACUACUCUAAAUGCUUGUUUUGACGACAUGUUCAAGACUGAAUACAUUGAGGAUUUUAAGUGCGAGAAGUGUCGUCUUGUGCACGCACUUGAAACUUUUAAAGACGAGUAUAAAAUAUCGAACUCGGAAAGGUUCAAAGCCAAGGCUCAAGAAGAUAUCCGGAAAAUCGAGGAAGCCAUAAAAACAGACCCAGAACAAGAGCUCAAGAAUGUGCAGUUGCCAGAUUCAAAAUUCGCGCCAAGGAGAAAGAUCGCGAAGCAUGUCCGGAUUACAAAGUUUCCAAAGGUUCUCGCUAUUCACCUUUCAAGGUCUAUACAUAAUAUUGGGCAGUCAACUAUGAAGAAUUCCGCCAAAGUUUCAUUUCCGGAGCGGCUUCGGCUGGGCGGCCUCCUGGAUCACAAAAUGUAUCGGCUUGUGAGCGUUGUUUGUCACAAAGGUAGCCAUCAUUCAGGGCAUUACGAAACUUUCAGACGUCAGCAUCUUCAUGCUCCAUUCUCAACACCCAACACUUUUCACAGGGCCGGUGCAUACAGUAAGCCACAAACUCCUAAUCCUUCGCAGAUAUCUACACCGCAAACAUCAGCCAUGUCUGUGAUUGAAGAUUCAAAUCCGGACACUUCUACGAUAUCUUCGACGCCUGAGUUACUCUCUCCAGAUUCCACAUCUUCUACUUCGCUUCCAUUGUCUGGAGGCGAUCUUUCGUCCGUUAAUGGCUCCUCAAUCAAGCCACCUGGCUCAACGUCGCGCGAUCCGGAAACGGGCAGUCUGCGAUCCCUAGCUCGGUCGGCGAAGUCUUCACUGUCUAAAGUUCCCAGCAUCCACCGUACAUCUGCCACUGCUGUCUCGAAAGAUACAUCAAACCGUACGUCUGUUAGUGAUUUGGUGCGCGGCAAGCGGAAGAGGAGUAAUCGAUGGUGGCGAAUAAGUGACGACAAGAUCAAGGAGAGCAAAACCUCUGAUGUUCUUGGUAUGCAAAAGGAGGUUUACAUGCUAUUUUAUGAAUUGGAAAAAGAGGACGGAAGCCCUUGA
Messenger RNA from Glarea lozoyensis ATCC 20868, 1899 nucleotides. Its product is annotated as Cysteine proteinase. Bases 1 to 1899 code for a protein of 632 amino acids. The transcript has a single exon. Lineage: Eukaryota; Fungi; Ascomycota; Leotiomycetes; Helotiales; Helotiaceae. Gene Ontology annotation, cellular component: cytosol; nucleus. Gene Ontology annotation, biological process: protein deubiquitination. Gene Ontology annotation, molecular function: cysteine-type deubiquitinase activity; cysteine-type endopeptidase activity. The record is from RefSeq and is a predicted model, not a curated record.